UAAGGGCUGGUUGUCACGGCAACGUUGUGUAUAGGUGGAGUGAGUGUCAAAUGAGUGCAAAAGUCACUGAGGGUACCUGAGCUGUUUACACGAAACAGACUUUGGCUAACAAGUUAAUUAUCGGACAACAAUGUAGGUGAACUAUUCAGCACUUGAACAUAAUAGUGAGAGAAAGCACAGUUCGCCAAUGGUGCUGGUUUGUUGUCAACUUCGUUCUGAAACGGGUCGUCGCCGCUUUGCUAGCCAGCCAAGCUCGACUAGCUCGUUAGCUUAAUGACCCGAAGCUAUGUCCAGCUACAACCUUCCACCGGUGAGGCACCUGCCUCAAUGGACCCGAGUCGGGCGCCUCGGGAAGCCUUGCUCUCCGCGGCGUUUACCGGAGAGCCACCUGCAGCCUCUGCCCCCUCCAGCGGACAGGAGAGUGGGGAGAGCGGCGGCAGGGGUGUCCUGUCACGGCGACACGGACCCCCGCGUCGCCUCCAUGCAGAAGAAUAUCCAGUUCCUCCAGCAGCAGCACAAGGAGACUCUCGAGAAACUUCACGCUGAGAUAGAUCAUCUCAGACGGGAGAAUAAAGAGUUGCAGUAUAAGCUGAUAAUGGAGCCUCCCAAGUCAAGUACAAGAGUAACGACACACAGUCGACGCGGCACUAGACCACCCACUCAGGGAAGUGAAGCCCAUAAGGGAGUCUACCUGGAGGAGAUGCUGCAGGACACACGGCCAGUGGAGGACCAAGCCCAGAGCACUGGAGACGAUGGCGAAGUUCUGGGUUCUGCCUGGCAGGUCCGCGGCCCGGAGGUGAAGGGGGGGCUCAUCACCUCGUUGCAGCCACUACGAAUUCACAGCAGCCCCUCCCAUCCACCGCGUGCUCCCACACUACACGAGUGUGAGGUCAUCAUUCGACAGCUCUACAAUGCUAACAGUUUACAGUCUCAAGAAAUUGUACGUGUGAAGUCACUGCUGAGAGAUAUUGUUUUGAGCAAGAAAAUCACCCCAGAAAACUACAUUCUGACCAAGGCCUUUCUUGUUGAUGGGACCCGGAAAUCUUCAGAAGAAAAGAAAUUUCCCAAAAUUGGUGUUCAGACAUUUCCAGAAAAAACGCCUGGACCCUCUGAUUCUGGGGUGGUCCUCCCAGCCCUCACACAGAGCCUCAGCUCCACCAUUGCAGAGAGACAGAGGAGGACCCGUGCUGUGCAGAGAGACCGGUUGAAAAGAACGGUGCAGUGACAGGAUCAAACUACCACAGUGUUACCUACGUCCCACCUCAGGGGAGGGGCUUGUCAUGGCUGUUCUGAAAAACCAAACGAACACAAACUGAGAGGAUUCUGUGGAACAAAUUCCCAGUGGCAAUAUCUGUAUAACAUUUUUAAGAUGGCUGUAAUGGGUACAGAAAUAUGAAGGACUGCAGAAACAACAA
Messenger RNA from Acanthopagrus latus (yellowfin seabream), 1415 nucleotides. RefSeq lists its product as uncharacterized. Lineage: Eukaryota; Metazoa; Chordata; Actinopteri; Spariformes; Sparidae. The transcript has 7 exons. The coding region runs from base 287 to 1225 and encodes 312 amino acids. The record is from RefSeq and is a predicted model, not a curated record.